Plasmopara halstedii is the source of this 1836-nucleotide messenger RNA. RefSeq lists its product as uncharacterized. The record is from RefSeq and is a predicted model, not a curated record. The coding region runs from base 1 to 1836 and encodes 611 amino acids. The transcript has 3 exons. Lineage: Eukaryota; Oomycota; Peronosporomycetes; Peronosporales; Peronosporaceae.
AUGCAAGUCCACCGACGGUGGCUCACACUGGUGUUAGUGAUGACGCUUAGGAGUUUAUUUGUCGAUGCACAGGUUUUUACAAUGCAAAGUCUUGAUGGAGAACCAGCGUCAUUACCAAAUUUAAAUGCAGAAUCGAAUGGUGAAAAUUCGUCAACUACACCGGGACGGACAUGGAUACCGAUUACAGUUGCACCUACGGAAGCACCGACUGUACCAGGAACACCGGAACCACCACCCGUGAAUCCAGAACCAGUUAAUAACCAAAACCACCGACUGAAAAUGUGGUCGAUUCGUCCCCCGAAUCCAGUAGAAGAUAGUGCUCAGGAUCCACCUAUAGAUGAAGAAGAACCCAAUGAUGUCGCGCCAUCAAGAAAAAAAAAGAAAGAGUUUGUCUUUACAAAAUCACCGUUUCUUGAACAGACGACACCCGUGCCAAAUGGUAUUCGCACAGCAACAGAAGACGUAGAUCUUGACGAGUCAGCAUCUAGAGACACAAACAAUGAUUUACUAGUGGAAAAACCGCCUCCACAACCAAAGCGAAAACAAUCGAAUGUUCAAACUAAAAAUGAUUUCGCAAAUUUGGCAACGGUAUCAAAUGCAGGUUCAAGUGCUAGCUCACGCGACUUUGAGUCAAAUAAUGAAGAUUUAGAUCCAACAGAACAGGUCAUAAAGAAGAAUGUCGAAGACUCUACAUCGGAUAUUCCAACCACAGAUGAUUCAACUCAAACGUCUGAGCUACCAGCAUCGUCAACAUCGUCGUCGUUAGCGGAAUCAUCGAUGGAAUCAGGCUCAGCGGCCUCGGUCCUGACUGACACUGGUGCGGCCAACCAAUCGGUUAUGUCGAAUACUUUAUUACUUGGACUCAUGCUCGGCGGUGCAGUUGCACUCAUACUGAUUGUCGCUGUAUUCGUAUAUAUGAAAACCAGUAGUGCUACUGAAGAAGAGGACGACAUGGCGCGUGUGCUUCGAACAGGACACACUGAUGAAAAUCGGGUUGCCGCACAGUCAUCAACAAUAGCUGCAAACUAUCACAAGAAUCACGUGAUGUCACCAACAACUCAUAGCGAGGACGAUUAUCAUUCAAAUCAAGAUGGACAAUACGAUCAAGAACCUUAUGGACACCCUGGUCAAUUGAGUAUCGGUAGACUCACAUAUAAUGAUCCAAAUCUUGACAUGUUGACACCACGAAGUCAAAUUGCAUUAGCGCAUUCUCAAAUGUCAUUACCUCCAAUGGCUCAAUCAGGGUAUUCUCAUGGAAGUAGUCAAUACUCUGAUUACUCUGCACAGUCUUCAAUUUACGAUCAUAGUGGUUAUAGUGCAGCUAGUAAAGGCUCGAGUGCAUACUCUGGUAUACAUCAUGGAAAAGAAGAGAGCGAUGUUCCGAGCUCAUCAGAAGAUGAAAGUGAUUUUGAAGGAGAUUCAAUUCAAGAUAUGUCAAAUGUAUGGAAAAGUGCGGGUCGAAAUAAAGAUUCAAUGUUGGAUGAUUCGCAAUUUAAUCCAGCAGAUUCUCGAUCUACAUCAGCUAGUGAUUAUGCGAGUAAGAAACGAUUUCAAGAAUCGGAGUAUACAGAAUAUCGCAUGUCGAAUGGAUACGAAGAUAGCUUUGCAGCUACAAAUAGCGAUUACUACAAUAGUGGAUAUGACAAGAGUGGAUUUGAUAAAAGUGACUAUGACAAAAGUGGCUAUGACGACAGUUUUGUCAGUGGAAAGAGCUUUCAAAGUAGUGGAUUUAGCGAAUACGAUCAAUCUGUAGCACGCAGUCAGCGCAAAAAUAGUGACUCGUCAUCGUUCUAUCGAGGAAACGAAUCUCGCUUUACAGACAAGUCGUUCUAUUGA